ACAGAGUUUGAAAAUGCAGGUCGUGUCAUGCUUUGAAAAUAAUCAUUUUAUACUUGAAUUUGGUGGAAAAUGUCGGACCCUAAACGUGCUACUCUUAUAACAGUGGGUGCUCCUAAAAGUGCUAAGAAUAAUGUGAACAAAACAGUGAGAUUAACUAUAAAUUUGGUUGAAAGCAACGAAAGUAAAUAUCCGGAGCUGAAUUACAAGGAACUAGUCAUUGCAGAAGAGCGUAAGAAGAAAGUGGAAAAUGGUAAAACUACUGGUCUCGACCCAUUCUCCGAUAAUGAUGAUGAUGUCAAACAGGUUGCAAGGAAAUUUGAACAGAAAUAUGGCGGCAAGAGCACAUACGGUCGUACGGGGCGAACGAAACAGGACGAAUUCGCGGAUAUCGGCGCGGGAUACGACGAAAACGACUCUUUUAUCGACAACACUGAUGGCUACGAUGAGAUGAUCCCACCGGAGUGCGACACGUUCUACGGUGGUUUCUAUAUCAACAGCGGCUCGCUCGAGUUCAAGAGUGUACCAGAGAACCAGACACACUCCGAUGCAGACCCUAGAAGAAACAACAAGCGUCGUAUAUCGUCGAGCAGUAGCGAGGAAGAGUCAUCGGAGAGUUCAUCAGAGUCCAGUCAGGAUGAGAAGGACCCCAAGGCGGUCGCCAACGGCGUGAUCGACUCCCAUAAGACUGAACAUCGGAAAAAGAAAAACAAAAAGGUUGACAAGAAGAAAGCCAAGAAGAUCAGGAGGACCGAUUCUUCAGCGGCAACUUCUGGCAAACAAACAUCCGAUGACAAUGCUCACGGCGAUGGCGAGAGUGUGGACUCGCGGACCUCUCACUCUGACUCGCUCACUUCAAAGCCCGCGCCGAGUUCAGAGAACGCCGUCACGUCGGACAGUUCUAGGGAUGUGGAGCCGAAGAGUAGGGUCAAACUACCACCACCAGUUGCCCAAUUAAUUGAAGAAUUAGAAGCGGUGGUCAAGCGAUGCCUGACUGACAACCCCAAUGCUACUGCUAAGGAUCUCGAGCUUAAGACUGAACAUCAUAUAGCGAGACUGUCGCAAGCAUUAUCCUCGUACGGCGAAGAGACCGGCGUGAAGCGAACGGCAUGGGCAAGAGCCGCACGAUGUUUGCGUCUCUCUCGCGCCAAACUCGUUCAACGGGCUACACUCGUAACACUCGCCACACCCGUCACUUCCGCUACGUCCGUUACACCGGUAACACUCGUCGCGACGAACCCUCAACACCCAGAACCUACAACGACUGCCCCCCAACUGACCACAGCAGUGAAUAACAAACGUAAAGCUGAAGCAGACCACGAAGACAUCGACUACAGUCGUCUCACCCCCGAAGAGAGAGAAGAAAAGAUCGUUGACACAUUACAAAAAUUGAAAGCGCUAAUAGAAGAGCGGAAACCAGGAAUGAUUGGCAGCUACAAUGCAGAAUGUGAAAGGGUCCGCGAAGAGAGAAAGAAAAUCAAAAUCGCCUCCGCUACCGACGGCGCUCCGCACAUAGAAAAGCGUAUGCCCAAGCGUCGUUUCCCAUGGUGUCCGCGCUCUAGAGCGUUGCUUCAUACAUUGAGGGCGUUGGCGGGCCACGGCGAUGCGGCCGCCGCGCUUCUUAGCAAGCGGGCACUGCCGCUGUUCCCCGCGGGGUUUGUGAGAAUGCCCACACUGUUACGGCAAGCUGACCUCAGCAAAGAAAUUAAAGCAGCUUCGGAAACGAAACGCCAAAGGCUUGGCUCAGCAUCGCAACCUCCAGCUUCAUUCACCGAACCCAUUCAUUUCCCGAGCUCUCUCACAGUCACUGCUACCACUACAAACAGACCUACGGAUAAGCAAGAAGACGACAAAUAUAAGAGCCAAGUCUUCGGCACUAUCAUCAAUAGCUUCUCUCUCAGCAAAGACUUAAUAGUAGAAAAGCCAGAUGAUAGAAAAAAGGAAGAAAAGAGCAGAGAAGACUUGUACAUUCCCCCCAAUAAUAUUGGCAGCAUCACAAUCACACCCGUCCCCAACAGUAAAGAGAAAAAGUUAACUAACUCUGUGAUAACUUCCACCGAGAAGCAUCCUGAAGGCCUAAUCAGGGUCAAAUCCCCAGCAGCCUUAAACGAUAUGGUUAAAAAAGAUAAGGAAAAAAAUAAAAAGCCAGAAAAAAAUCAUGUCAAAGAGAAAAGGGUAGACCUACCUAUACAUGUGGAUACCACUUUACAAACCAACAAGAAAGAACCGAGUCCGCCCUCGUUUGACAAACCGAAAGAAAGCUUAAUCAGAGUGAAAUCUCCAGCAGCACUAAAUGAUAUGUGUAAAAAAGACAAGGACAAAAAUAAAAAGCCAGAGAAGACAAAUCACGUCAAAGACAAAAAGGUCGAGGUUCCUCUGCAUGUCGAUACCAGUUUUCCAUCGAGCAAGAAAGAACCUAGUCCGAAAAAUAAGGAAGAGAUCUCACAAAAGCAAAUCGAAAGUAUGAGGAUAGCCGAAAACAACAUUCCUAGACCUGCUUUAGUUCCUGUGCACCAUUCACCGACGUUUGCGAAACCAGACAAACGGCCACCAGAAGUGAAAAAGAAGAAAGACGUUGUAAUAGUGUCAGAUGUGGAUCCUCUAGGGGACAUUGUUCAGGCUGAACCAUAUGCUGUAGAUGAUAGCAGCAGCGAUGUCGAAGUAGUUGAAGACAAAAAUAUGGACAAAAGUGGACAAAAAUGUGAUAAGAGUGACUCAGUGCCUUCACAGUUAAAGGACAAAGUGAGUGUGACAGACGGACAGAAGAAAGUGAACAGUGUAAAACAUUGUAGUAAAGCAGCAAGUGUUGUGGCUGCUGUCAAGGAUGGCAAGAGUGAAAAACGGAGUGAUUCGUUAGACGAGCCUACUAAAGAAGAUAUUGAUAAUAUUAUGAGGAAUAUAAGAGAGAUGGAGCAUUCACAAGAGACAACCAAGCUGAAUAGCAGUUCUUACGGUGGAGUGAUAACUAGCGUGAAGCACGAGAAGUCUUCCAGCCAACCUCCGUUCAACGCAAGGAGCUCUAUUUUCGGAGAAACUCGUUCAGAUAAAGACAAGUUCACAGAACGAGCUUCUUUGAACAAAAUGGAUGGAUGUAGUGCCAUCACAGGUUGACCGCACUGUUUAUUAUGAAGAAUGAAGAUAUUAAUCAUGAGGUUGUUAUAUGAAUGAUAGAUUUAUUCCCGCAAAGACGGCCCUAAACUGGCGACACUGGCAUAGUGCAGGACUGCUGUCCGACCAUAGACAAAACGAAGGAGGUUAAACUUACAUUUUUUUUGUUUUAGGUAGACCAUAGAUCUAUUUUAAAACUGUAAAGAUAUUUUGGUUGUUAUAAAGGAUUUUAAUAAGCCUGUGCCAAUACCUUCCAUUUUUUCUUCCAAUGUUUAAAGUACUUUUUUUUUAUUUAAGUUUUUUCAAAGAACCGACACUUUUAGUAUCCGAAGUCUAUGGUCGCUCUGGUUUUGUAUAUUAUGUAUUUGUUAUAUUUUGUGUGUAAAGAAGAGUAUUACACUUGUGUCGCAUAAUAGCAUGAAACUUACAAUUAUAAUUUAUCUCUAGUCCUUGAAAAGUAUUUGUGAUAGAAAUUUUAAAUUUCUAAUAAAUAAUCAAUUCGUUGACAGUAGCCCUGCACUGGAUCAAAAACAUUGUUGUACACUGAUAAUGUUCUUUUAUAUUUAACUAUAGAUCUGUAUAGAACAUGCAUAUUUUGUAUAAAUAAUUAGUUAUAAAUACUUUCGUUUGACAACUAGCCCGCUGCUCCACUCAUAGUCCGUAUUUGUUUGCGAUAAUGUUUCAGAAAGUGGAGAUAAAAAAGAUAUUUUGUUUACUGGCAAUCAGUGAAAGAGAAAAUUUUAUACAAUCUUUUAACAUAUUUUAAUCCAUAAGUAUCUAAAACCCAGUAUUCGCAAGAACCAAAUCUGUAAAUGUAUUUUUAAAUGUUAACUUUUAUUUUAUUUUUAUAAUUAAAUCUAGGUAAAGUCGUUUUACACCUGAGAUUUCUGAUGUAGCUCAACUAUUGGCUGUCAUACUUAUGUGAUUUAUUAUUAGGCUCAUUGCAGACGGCAGAGUUUAUGCGUAGAUUGGAAAUCUGCAAAUACAAUCUCUUUUAUUCUUACUUUACUAUUAAGUUUUUAAAGCCGCUUUCGCUUGUAUAAAGCUUCACAAACUUUUUCUGAUAGUAACUUUGCCUUCUCAAUCUGGGUCCCACAAGUCUGUGGCCUGUAAUGGGCCUAAGCGAGAUUAUUCUUUUGUAUUAGUAAUUUUAAGGUUGAAUUUUCCUUGAACUGACAAAUCGACUGCAUUCAGAAAUAAUUGAAGCAAACGCUAUUAUUCGAACAAAAGAUGGCGUAUUCUAAAGGCGCUAAAGGACAUUGUUCAGCGUCCAUACAUAGUUAGCCUAAGAACCAACAAUCAUGAAAUAUUAUUUUCUAGGUUCAAAAUCGGAAGUAAAUGACUGUAAAAACAAAGAUUAUUGACGGACACUUCUGAGAACUUAAAUUAUUAGGAAAACUAAAAAUUUUUUUAGGUUAUGUUUAAUAUUCAAUGAAACAUAGUUCAACCUUUGAAUUUAGUAUGAACUCAGUAUGAAGUGAAUUAAUAUUACAACUAAUUCAUUUUAUUCGGUGCGAUUUUAAAGAAUAACUAUAAGGAAAAACUUGGUUAGGUAGGAAUCAUGAAUAAAAUAAAAACUGUAGUUUUGCUUCUUAUUUAAUGACUAUUUUUCACAUAAUUGUAUAUUGUUUAUUGUUUUUAUGUCUAUAUCACAUGUUUAUUGUUUAAAUAUGCAGCGUGAAUGUGUAUCAGGUGUUCUUGAAUAAUUUGGCAGUAUGAUUCUCUCAGGAUGUUAUGGCACAGGUUCACUAGCACUUGGUAAUAAGGGCUCUGCUCUUUGGUAACAUCGAUGGCACAUUAGAUAGCCGAAAUAGUUAAAUUAAAGGAAAAACAAUCGCAAAUAUACACACACAACAGGUAAUCCGAAACGAGAAUGCACUUUUAAACUACUCUUUGGAAUGCACGAAUGCCACAGAUUACUACAAAUGCAAAUUGCACGUACCACAACCACAGAUUAACGAUUUUUAUGCCGGCCCUUCACUUGACAACAGUUUGUCCUUGUCAUGCUUAAUAAGGAAUGAAAAAGACAGACUGAUGUCAUGAAAAUAGCAAAUACGAAUAGACAAGUGAAGUGCCGGCAUUAGGAAGAAAGAGUGUUUUGUUUGCAGCGAUGCCACAGAUUAUACACAUAAAAUGGUAUUUAUUGUCUCAGAUUAUUUUUUUUAUUUUUUUAUUUCGCUUACUUAACUGGAAGUGUCCGUCACAAUCUGAAUACUGAUAAUUAUCGCAAAAAAUAUACUAAGAAUUAUCAUAAAUGCCAAAUUGGUGUUGGUUCUUAGGCCAAUUUUAACAUUGUACUUUGUCAGUGCCAGUUAAAAGUCAAUCUACUUACAGCCUUAAGAGCGGACGCGAGCUUGAGACAGACAUUUGAGAAAUAGGUAUUUGAAAAAAACUAUUGCUAACAGUAGUCAACGCUGAAAAUUGCGUAAAAAAGUUGCAAAAUUCGAGGUUUGGCUCUCGACAAUUCCCUCCUAGAAAAUUAGUUUAGUUAUUCUAUGCCUCAAUGUUUUGCUUUUUUUAUAAAUGCUUAUUAGAUCACCACACUAGCCGUCAUUGGUGGUGAUGAAAAUUGUUUAUUUUUGGCCUUUUUGAGGGCUUCUAGUUUCUUUGAAACACAAGUUAUCGAAAAAGGAAAGACAUAUGUAGGAGCAUAGAAUGCGUAAAAUUAUAUUUUAUGUAUGAAAAUCAAUUCUUUAGUGAUAAAAAUCAAGGAGCAAUCAGUCGAGAACGUUUGUAUGGAGAAAUCAUUGCCCGCCUCCCCUCUUAAGUACUUUUAAGGCUUGAAAUUGGUGAAGUCUACAAUUUUACAAAUAAAUUCGGUUUAUGAAAUGAUAUUAUAAAUAUAAAAUAUUUAAGCAAACCACUUCCAUGUGUUAGGUAAUAAUUGCACUCAAACAAAUCGACUGACAUCCAAUACUAUUGUACUUUGUACAUAACGAGGGUUUCAAAUUCCAUCUUUUAAACAUUUUCUUUUUCAAAUUGACUAUUGAUUUACCUUAAUCUAAAAAAAUGUAGCUUUAAAAAAAUAAAUCCUCAGUGGGGUGCUAAGAGAAAAAAAUGUGACGAUUCAAAAGAGUUGUACUAUGCAUCCUACUUGAAUAAAGAAAGUUUGACGUAGUAUGCUGCGUUUUCCGAUAGAUGGCGUUAAUAAAACGCUUUUAAAUUUAAAAUUAACACAGUCGAGUAAAUUAAAAGCCUAUGAUCCAUAAUUAUGGUUUUGUGUGAAGGCUUUUCAGACAGCAAUGUCGAUCUUAAAUACUGCGAAUAAUUGAGAUUGUAUUAUCAUCGUGAAUCAUGAAAAUGAAUACCUAUUUUACGUAACAAAUUCAAAUAAUAGUAAAAAAAUAUGUAUAUUAUGAUGAAAAACUCAACCCUAUUACUUCAUAAUAAAUUUCAUUAUUUAUGUUUCAAAGUUGAUUGUAUAUCGAAACGUUAUUUUUGUAUUUAUAGAAUGAAUAAUCUUUUGAUGUAAUACAAAAACAAGAAAUAGCAUGUGAUGUUGUCUUGUCUCGCGAAUGAUUUGUUGCAAAACGUAAUUAAUAUAUUCAAUUUAAUCGUGGAGCAGUAAGUAUAUUUAUUUUUAAAGAGCCCUGUGAAAGAUGACUAUAGUAGUACAUAUAUAAUUAUGUCGAUACGGAGACUAUUUUGAUUUUUAAUACGGACUGUUGCGUUCGGCACGAGGACACACCGGAGAUGUUUUAAUACGAAAUUCCAAAUUAUUCCCAAUGUAAUAAUUAUGAAUAAAUAUUUAUAAUGAAUAGAAGAAACUAGUGAUUUUAAUUUUCCAUCUGAGGCACUGUUUGGGUUUCUUCACAAUGAGGCGUGUGAAUCCACACACACUUUGUAAGAUAGCUAAAAAAAUUUUUUUUAUCAACACAUUUGCUAAAAAAAGUAUUCAAAAGUUCAAAAUUACGCACCAUACAACAGUACCCCCUGCACGAACCAUUAUCGAAUUCGAUUAGUUUGCAAACCGAAAUGUCAAUAUCAAAUUUUGUAUGGAAACUUGAACAGCAGCGCCACUUUGGACGUAUCGGGAACUAAACAUCAGUACACAUUUGACAAUGAGAUUUCGGACUCGCAAACGUUACGAAUUCGAUUUUGGUUCAUGCUAGGGGUACAGUGCGCGGUAAAAAAAAUCGCACACCGGUAUGUGGCACCUUGCGUAUCCUAUAUGUUUUUUUUUUAAUUUGGAUUGAACCACUUUUGGUCUAUACAUUUGGCUAUCUUUAAUACUAAAAAAAAGAAAAAAGAACCGAAACAUGCAGUUCUCAUUUUCACCACUUGUACGUGGCGCCACGUGGAAAUACGCGCCAUAUUCGUCUUAGAAAAAAAUGCUUCAUUAUUUAAAAAAAUACUGUUUUCUCGCAAACGUGUUGAAAAACGUUGUUAUGAUAUUCGUGCGGUAUUGGUAUUUACUAACUCGUGACUAUGGAAAACAUUCGUCUACUCGUUUCUAAUAACCAACUUACCGCACUAAUAUCAUAAAUAACUAUUACUACUACUACUACAUAAAAAUAUGCACAUUUUAUUGUGGAGCGUAAUGCCUCAAUUACACUUGUUCGUUAUCCCGUACUCGGGUGCACGAAAAACAUACUCUAAUUCGGGCACCCGAAGUCAUAUUUGACGGCACUGCAUAAGGCCUUGCUUUUCAUUUGUCAUUAACAUAAUGAUAACUGUUCUGAGAUAAUAUUUCGCUUCUUAAAUAUUGAGAUCAAUAAAUGAAACUCCAGAAAGUCUUUAUGAAUAUUUUUUUUAUUAAUUUCACAAAAGUAUUCAUUAAAAGCCACAGUUGAAGGCUUUUAAGCUGUCAAAGCGAUGACCGUAUAUUUGUAUCGUAACGUUUGCCUCCCAUAAUUUUGCGUUCCAACAGUGAGCUAUAAACCUGGGAUUCGGAAGCUGUCUAAUAACUACAUUUAUAACGAUACUUUUAUAGAAAAUAUUGAUAUAUAGUUCAUCCGAAUAAAGGCAGUAGAAGCUUGCAUCUCGGCUCUGCGACUAAGGACGCCACGGCCUACGGUCGUGUGUGCACGCCGCUUUAAAUAUUCCAUUCAUAUUAUAUAUUUUAUUUUGUAUAAAUAAUGACUUUAUUUUUUUAUACUUACAUUAAAACGCGUGAAUAACACUAUGUUUACGUAUCAUAGAUUCAUAGAACAGCUCAGUGUAUUAUUGUUUAUACUGACAUAUUUAUAUAAAACGUGAAGCGACACUGAUUCUAGUAUUUUGAAAUAUAACAUUAAGCUAUUUGUGACUUCUAAAACUCCCUUAUUCUAUUUAGGAAAUAUGUGACCAUUGUCAGUGUUUCUAAAAUACAAAUUUGAAAUAAGCACAGUAACUUAUUGCUCUAAGUUUAAACUUCAGCACUAAACAACAGUGAAUCUUAUUAAUUAACCAACAAUGGUCACAUUACCCAUCAACAAAAUACAAUUAGUUACCUAUAUUUAGUUUUGAAGUGUUUCAUAUACAAAAAACACCUUACUGAUCUACCUUUCUUGACAAUGAUUACUUUUCACGUGGUUCCCAAUACUCUCUUACUUUACACCAUUUAAAUAUGAUUUAUACAAAACGUUCCAUACCAGAGCGCGGCACGGCGGCCAUUUUCUACUCGUCUUCACAAAAUGGCGGCCGUGUUACCGAAGCUUAGCACUAUUACAACUUUUAUUCUAAAAAGAUUAAUUGGAUUAUUUAAAUACAUAAAUAUAUAUAUUUAUAGAAAGCUCAACGUGUUUCUAACACCCUUGUUAUGAUGUGGUUAUGGAGAAAUAAAGACGAAUUUAUGAUUUAAUCCGUAGAUAUAGGUUUGAUAUUGCGAUGUCAAAGAAACUUUAGUCUUAGUCCGACAUAGCUUCUAUUUAAAGAAUCUAAAAAUAUGCUGGGAUCGACAUUGCAAUAUAACCAAAGUGAUUUUACAAAUUUGUCUUCCAAAGCUUACAAAUUACAACUAUAAAUAAUGUGGUGUGUCAUACAAAAAAUAUUAUUUUUCGCAAUCGAACUCUUCAUUUAUAUAUAAAUUACAAGCAUAAGCAAAAAUAAACUCUUUAUCUUUACUCAAUAAGGUUCUAAUACAAUAAUAUUACUUUAUGCUUCACUCGUUCUUGACGUGAUAUAGUUGAAUUACGAAUAAUCUUACCACUAGGUUCAUACCGUGCUCAAAACCUAUUCGCUCCAGCCAUUAUAGCAAAUACGUCCAAAGUAAAAUACCUAAGCAGUUACAAAAUAUUUAGAUUACAAAACGAACUUGCCAAAUUUCAUAAACAUUUCACUUAAUUCUUUGGAAGUUGUUUUAAUUCAAAUCACGCAUGCCAGUAAUUUAAUUUGUAACUUGAGAAUUUACAACUAGCCCUUUGAUAUAAGAAUCAAUACCCGAAAAGUAUCUGAAGAUUUUAUGGGUACCUACUUAUCUGGCAAAUUCGUUUUAUAUCUUGGUAUGACUGUGACAUAUAAUCUACCUACUGAUCAUUAAUCUGGCUGUACUCCGGACUAUGACAUUAUAGUCACUAUACUGACAUGCUGUCGCAUAUGAUAUCAGAGCGGCAGUGAAAAGGACGGAUGCUUUUCCAAUUAUUCAGCAGGCGAGACAUCAAAUCUCCAAAUUAUGGAAAAAUGUAACGCAUACAUUAAUCAAUAGUGAUGGAUUAUAAACAAAUUGUGUUUAUAUAUAAAAUUUUAAGAUCUUUAGAAUCAAAGUGCUCUUAAACAUUUAUGAGUUAUGCAUUAAUAACGCCAUCUGUGGUCAGAAAUGCGAAGCGUACUCUCCACCGCAAAACAUGUGACAGCAAGUCGAAUUCGCACUACAUGUCGCUACUUUUUAAACACAGCAUUUAUCUGUCCUUUGAUUUAUCUUACAUUAUUAAUACCGUAAGUUUACAUUUUUUUUUUAUAAAUAAUUAUUUACAAAAAACUUCCUCCGUAAUAUUUCCUCUUAAUCAUUAUCACUACCUACACAAUUUAGUCUAAUUUACACCGAUUUCAAACAUCAAUUUUAUAUUGUACUUACCGAGACCAAAUACUUCUGUUACGGAAAAAAAACACCUUAUCCUUAAAGUCAUAGCGUCAAAUUUACAAAAGCAACAUACCUACCUACUUCUAUGGACUAGGAUUUUAUUGGGUAACUUCGCUAAACAAUAAUAAUUAAAGGUGUCGUUAAUUUUGUUAUUAAGAUAAUGAAUGAUACAGUUUUUUUUAAAUAUUACUUUAUAAAAAAGAACAGCAAUCAGAAAUUGAUUAAUUUCAAUUAUUUAGUAAAGAUUAAGCAUGCCAUGCGUUCUAAUAGGCAACUGUUUGCAUUUAUAGAUGUCGCACAAUGGAAAGAAAUGUUCGUAGAUCUGAGGUUGACUGUACCGUGCAAUGUCGAUUACGUUCAAUAAGAUAAGAAAAGAAAAUUAAGGCAUCAUUUUGAUGAUAUGUCACUAUACUGAAGUGCACCCUCAUAUCAUCACUGGACACUUAAAUUAGACAUAUAAGCGACAUCUAGCGAGAGACUCGUGUUAAAUUGUUGUAAUAUAAAACAAUCUCCAUAUAUGGAAGUUAGACCUUUCAGCUGUUCUAUGGUUUAAUUCGAUAUCUGACUCUUACUAUAAUAAUAAAAAAGCUAACCACCCCUGUAUUUUUCAUAUACAUUUCUAACCACCAACUGUAUAUUAUAUAAUAUUUUAACUGUCACAACAAAAAGUCCAGUAAAAAAUUACCUAAUAAAUAUCAGCUAUAUAUGAUUAUUUUUAUACUUGAUGGAUUAUACAGUCAUCAACAUAUCGGGUUAGACAAAACUUUGAAAUUCCUGCUUUUAUAUCAAAUAAAGUUAGCAGGAAUUUGAUAUUUGUAUUAACCAGAUGUGAUGUGCACUUUAUUGUUAAGUGAUUAAGUUAAAAGCUGAAUUUGCUGUCGUAUGUUAUGUGAAUUUAAUUCAAAAUAAUGUUUGCUAUUCAAUGACUAUAACUUACAAUUAGUACAGAAUAAGGCCCAUUGUCUAACGGUGUAUUUCUUCUUUAAGUAACUAGAGGUAACUUCAAAGAACUGCUCAAGUAUCAUAGUUAUUUAUUUCGAUAGAUGGCGCUCAUAAAACACGGACAUGCAGCGCGAAACACAAAAUUUCAUGAUUCUGCAAUCCAUUUUAAACUUUGAAGCAAACCACUAAGAUUCAAAAUAAAAGGGUCAAUUUUGUCACUUCUGUAGUAGAUAAAGAGUGGCUGUGUCUAUACAAAUUUACACAGCUUUAGAAAGGCAUUCGAUAAUAUUAUUAAAAUCAGCAUGCCCAGAUAGAUUUCGUGACUAACUUGAAGAUGCUAUUUCAAAGAAAUUGAGAUUUUUUUUUUAAUCGGAUGACGUCAUUCAAAAAAGCAAUUUUCUGUGCGUAGUAGUAAAAUUACUUAUUGAGUCUUAUCCUUGCAGCAAACCAAUUGAUUACUAUUAUUAAUUUAAAUAGACUAGUUUAAAUAAUAAUAGUAUGUUUAAGAUGAAAAAAUACUGAAGAGAUUUACAUCUGAAUUGCAAAUACUCCAAUGCAAAUAUUUAUUAUUAAACUCAGGGUAAUCUUGGAUUAGCUGAUCCAUGUUUUGUCUGUUCGUUGAAUGACAAAUGGCAUUUGAGUGACAUGAAUUAAACACGGCGUAACUAGUCUGAGCUUAUUGCUUGUUUAUUAAUAAGGGGGUAUGUGUUUAGUUGUAGUAGCCAAUACCUACUAGACAAUGAACUUUAUUCAUGAAAAACUAAUGGAUAUGUUAAAUGCAGUCAUACUUGUAUAUUAAUGAAUAUAUACCAAUAGUUUUAUAAUAAAAUAUGGUUGAGAUGAGACUUCUAUAUGAUAUUCGAUAUUUAGUGAUUAGCAACUAAACUUUGGAAUUACCUACAUUUUACACCUUACAGUUACAAAUAUUAUUCAUACUUAACGUUCUUAUCCGAACAUCAAACUCGCUUCAAACAACAUCAAGUCAAAAGUUUAUAUCAAACGGAGUCACAAAUACGUUUUGCAACAUUAUUGUCUGCAACUCCCAUGGGAUCUCAUGUGAUCAAUAUUUUUUUAUAAUAAGUUAGUAAUAAGACGAGAUCAAAAUUUAUACUGACUGUCCUAAGCCAAAGACAUGCCUUAUGUGACCAUUCUCUUUUUUACAAAACGUGGACUAGUCUGACUUGGUUUAAACCUAAUGGCCGUUUAAACAUCAUGCUGGUACUAAACUUGGCUGUUCGUGUUUGCUGUUUGUGAACUUGUCAUCAGUCUGUCCUUCUCAUUCCUAAUGAAGCAUGAUAAAGACAGACUGUUUAGUUACAAAUAGCGAAUACGAAUAGCCAAGCGAAGUGCUAGCAUAAUACUUACCCUCAAUUUUUAGAAAACAAAAGCGAUAUUACCGGGUUUUAUUUCACUUUUUGUCAACGUUUUCAGGAUUGAGUUUUACCAAAGUCAGUAGGUAUUCGGUAUUUCAACAGAUAUAAUAAAUAUCUGUCCUUUAUUGUCUUAGCAACUGAGCUCUUCUAUUAUCAUGGAUGUGAUAGUCCUUUGCCUUUUUACAUAGUCAAUCAAUUAUUGUAUAUAAGUAUUUAUAAGAAAUACCAUCAGCAUUUUAAAUGUCAUUGGCUUAACAAAGUCAGUCAGCUAUUUUGUUUUUUACAUUUUAAAGUUGCGAGCAGUUGAAUGACAACUGCUAGUACUUGAAAUCCAAUCCUGGGAAUCUGCUUUUCUCAGUUUGUCGUAGAUCCAUUCAGUUUCCUUCUUACGUACAUUUCAAUUAAAUGGUGAUAUUUAUGGGACAUCUCCAGUGAUUAGAUCAGGUUUAGUCUUCGUAUCAGGGGAGUCCCGAUCGCCCCGAUGUUGGGGCUCUAGGGCUAAGUCCCUGCAGUCGGUCGCUGCUAGAGUUGUGUCGUGGUCGUAAGCAAAGGGCUGGCAAGCAGUCCCGGUGGUGUCUACCCUGGUAAAGAAUUAUUGCCAAUAAAAAACGGAAUAGAAAAGUUAUCGCAUAAAAUUUCAAGAAUUUAAAUGUGGCAGGCGAUUUAAAAAAAUAUCUUUGAAUGCAGUUCUACUUAUUAUUAAAAAUAAAAUGUUGUCUUCUUUCAGUAAAAUAACCUAGCUUUAAUAUACUUUCCAUCCUCACGUGGCAUGGCCGUGGGACAUCCUGUAUAUGGGUCUGGUAUAGUGUCAUUUUGAAUCCCCCGCCGAGCGUAAAGAGGUCCCCGCCGACUCAGGAGGUGCGAUGCGUCCGGCAGGACUUAGAUAAUUCGCGAUUAAAGUGAAUUACUAUACUAAAAGGAAUGUAGCUAAGAGCAGACACAUCUUC
Molecule: messenger RNA, 13367 nt
Organism: Chilo suppressalis (striped riceborer)
Lineage: Eukaryota; Metazoa; Arthropoda; Insecta; Lepidoptera; Crambidae
Source: the annotation of a GenBank genome assembly